AUGAAUAAUGGUAAUUUAAUUUAUGAACGAAAUCGUUUAACUCUACGUUACACCCAUGGCAAUAAAUGUGAUUUAUCUUUGGAAAAUCGGGAAUCAACUUUAAUUCACUUUUAUUGCAAUUUGACGGGCGACAUCAUUGGCUCUGGGCCGAUUUUUAUUCAACGAUGGCCCAAUUGUAUGCAUGAAUUUCGAUGGUAUACUUCUGCUGCUUGCUCCUCAGCGCAAUUAUACCAUUGCCAAAUGAGCAUAACAGAUCAAAAUACUGGCAAACAGUACGAUCUAAGCAGCUUGGUCAAAUCGAACGGUGGCUGGUUAGCUGUAAACGCAAAAUCUCCGUCGAAUCAAAUUUAUUAUAUCAACGUUUGUCGAUCUGUACAAGGCGUAAUGGGUUGUCCAAAUUCCUCAAAAUCUUGCCUGAUAAUUAAUCAACAGGGUAAAAAUAAAUCGAGAAUAUUUCAUAAUCUCGGAAGAAUAAGCAAAGGUAUUAAGAUCGAAAAUGGCUUAUUAAGUUUAUUUUAUACGCAUGGCGAUAUUUGCUCAGACGGUUCUAGCAGAAAGACCACCAGGAUAAUGUUUACAUGCAAAUAUGGAGUUAAAAAUGCUCCUGUAUUCAUCAGUCAUGAAAAUCAUUGCCAUUAUUACUUCCUUUGGAUCCACGAAGCCGCUUGCCCUGUUCAGUCAGCAGCUGGAGAAAAUUGUAGGAUUAAAAAUCCGUUAUCUGGUCAUAUAUUUAAUCUAAAUUCGUUAUAUAAUCCGAAUCAAGACUAUAUCGUGACUGAUCGCAAAGGACAUGCUUUCAAUAUCAAUGUUUGUGGUCCAUUAAAUGUCAAUUAUUGCAGUAAUCAGUCAGCAAAUUGCCAAUUCUAUCAAACGAAUCACACCCUAAGGUAUAAUUGUGGACGUGUUAAUAAAAUACUCUACUAUCAUGCUGGGCAGUUAUUCUUCAAUUAUUCUGAUGGAGAUUUAUGCCAUGGACUCCAUCAUCGAAGUACAAUCAUCACUUUUAUAUGCUCGCCAAACAUUACUAUUGGGCGACCUAUUUUUAUUAAUGAAAGCCGUCAAUGUGUCUAUUCGUUCAUUUGGCCGACCAAACUUGCUUGUGAAGAGCAGACGGAAUGCCUAGCCACAAAUCCAAAUGGUUCAAUGGUGGAUUUAUCUCCCUUGACCAGAAAUCAGGGAGGCUGGAAAGUUUAUAAUGUUCAGAAUUCGAUAGGUAUCGACAAGAAAAUUUAUAUUAAUAUUUGCAAAGCUCUGAAUCCGGUUGAAAACCUACGAUGCCCCGCAGGAUCUGCCGCUUGUGCUAUACUACCACGAUCUAACUUAACAGUUAAUCUUGGUGGAUUUGAUCAUCCCGCUAAAAUAGAUCCAGAUGGUUCCAUCAUCUUGAGGUAUGCCCAAGGUAGUCCGUGUUCUGCGGAUACCUCCAGAAACAGAAGUACUUUAAUCAUCUUCACUUGCAGAAUGGGCUCUAUUGGCUAUCCAGUUUUAGAUUUGAAUCGAUCAGAUUCAUGCCAGGAUACGAUUUGGUGGCGAACCAACCGUGCUUGCACUAGCAAACAAAGUAAAUGGAAUAGCUGUUGGAUCCACAAUGCAAUCACUAAUUCCAUGUACAAUUUAUCUCGUCUAAAUCAAUUCAGUGAGAGUCAUUACGUUAUUCAAUCAUCCUACGGCUUGAUCUAUCUUCGUAUAUGCGAUACCGUUCAAAACUUAGCUCUGUCAAAGUCCGAAUGUGCUGGAGCUAGUGUCUGUUUAGCACAGAAUGGUAGCUCUCUUUCGUUAGGCUCAGUCGAUAGUAGUCUUUUAACGAUUCUCGAUCGGGAUAUAUUAACAUUACAAUACUUUAACGGAUCAGUAUGCUCUAAAAAUUCUAGUCAAAGAAUUUCUACUACAAUUAUAUUGAUAUGUGAUAAAAAUGGCGGAAAUGGUAAACCGAUUCUUAUAACUCAAGAUGAUGAUUCCUGUGAAUUUAAUUUUAUAUGGAAAACCAAAUAUGCUUGUUCCUUGCAUUAUCAAAAUGAAUGCACGAUUAGAAAUCGUAACGGUCAAUUUGAUCUAAGCCCAUUUUCUCUUAUGGGGUCAGAUUGGAAAUGGGUAGAUGCUAAAGGUAAUCGAUAUUGGCUUAACUUGUGCGAUCCAAUCCGUAAUCGACCUCAAGGUUGUUUACCGUCAGCUGCAAUUUGCAUGCAAGAUAGAAAUGAAAUAAAUACUGAAACACUUGGAUUAACCUGGUCACGAAAUUUUUCUCCAUCUAAUAGGGAUCAAUCGGUAGUGACAGUUUCUUAUGCUUUCGGAGCACCAUUAUGCCAACGUAGAAAUCAGUCAGCAACAACAGCAAUUCACUUUAGUUGCGAUUCUAGAAUUAGUAAACCGAAACUUCUUCAAUUUGACAUGACGAAAUGUCGUGCUCAAUUUCUAUGGCCAUCUAUUCUUGCUUGUAAAAGACAGCAUGGACCACUGCCGGAUAACGAUUGCAUCAUCACUGUAGAUCAGCAGACUGGAAUAUUUUUUAACGCCAACGAUUUUGCUCUGCCGUCAAAUAACUGGAAUAUCACGGUAACUACAAAUUAUGGUAAAAAUUCGACAUUAUUUAUUAAUGUCUGCAAGAAUUUGAACGCAUUAAAUCGGAAUAGCUCUUGCGUAGAUAGCAGUGCCUGCAUAGUCGAAAGUGAUGGAAUUCAUCAUCAAAUUGGUAGCAGUACCAUGCAUAGAGAAUUCUAUAUGCGAAAUCAUAAUAUACUAGAAAUGAUUUUACCAACAAAACAUCGAUGCCGCCCAGGCACUAAUAAAACUAUUACAACGGUUAUAUUCUUCCGGUGUGAUCCUGACCAAUAUUUGGGCCAGCCCAACUUUGUUUACGAAUCUCAAGAUUGUAAAUACAUUUUAGUCUGGCCAACUUUGUUAGCCUGCUAUUUCUCUGAAAUUAAAAAUCUUAAUGGCACAGUCAUAACAGCAACAGAUAAUACUACUGGAAUAUCACGAGAUCAAGCUAGAAAUCAUGUUACUAUCAUUGUUAUUGUGGUUUCAGCUUUCAUAAUAUGUACCUUAAGCACUCGCUUAUUAGUCUUUUGGCGUAAUAAUAGGAAAAACGUAUUAUUUAUGAGGUAA
Trichoplax adhaerens is the source of this 3105-nucleotide messenger RNA. RefSeq lists its product as uncharacterized. Gene Ontology annotation, cellular component: trans-Golgi network; plasma membrane; late endosome. The transcript is spliced from 5 exons. Gene Ontology annotation, biological process: lysosomal transport. Lineage: Eukaryota; Metazoa; Placozoa; Uniplacotomia; Trichoplacea; Trichoplacidae. The record is from RefSeq and is a predicted model, not a curated record. Gene Ontology annotation, molecular function: D-mannose binding; insulin-like growth factor binding; signaling receptor activity. Bases 1 to 3105 code for a protein of 1034 amino acids.